AUGAGCGAACUGCUUAUUAGAUCAAAAAGUGGUAUAAAAUUGUAUAAAUUUGAAAAAAAUGAAAAUAAAUAUAAUAGUAAAAUAAUUUUUGAGUAUGACGGUUGUAUACAUGAUGCCAUAUGGUCAUAUGAUGGAAAUUCUUUUCUAAUUUUACAUUCAGUAGAAGGAUUAUUAUUAAUUACAAAUUAUAAUGAAGAGAAUAAAAAAAUUAAUAAAAUUACAUGCUUAAAUAAAUAUAAACAAUUAUUUGAUUGUGAUAAUAUAAAAUUAAUAAAACAUGUACAAUGGUCACCUAAUAAUAAAUUUAUUGUUUUCUUCUUCCCAUAUGAAGAAAGUAAACAUUUAAAACUAGGAAAUUUAUUAGUAUGGAAUGUAAUGAAUAAUAAUGUUUUAUGUUCAUUUAAAAUAAAAAAGAAAAGUUGUAGUAAUUGGCCAAUUAUUAAUUUUACUGAUGAUGAUAGCUAUUUUUUUUUACAGAAAAAAUCAGAUAUAUAUAUAUAUGAUACAUUACAAUUAAUUCAAAAUGAAAAUAAUGAUAACUUAGAAAAUUCUGAUGUUCCUAUUAAUUAUAUAUAUACGUGGAAUCAACCCAAUAUUAUAAGUAUAUAUUUAUCUUCUUAUGUUGAUGAAAAAAAAUUUAGAUAUUUUGUUGCACACACGAAAAAUAAUUUUUUAGGAGAUAUAUAUAUAUAUAAAAUAGGAGGAUUAAAUAAUAAAAAUGAAAAAAAAGAAGAAAAUGAAACAAGUGAAAAUACGAAUACUACUAAUAUAAAAAUAGAUAAUAUAAAUAACAAAAAUGUUAAACUGAAUAAUUUAAAUGAAGAAAAAAUCAUAAAUGUUAAUGAUAUAAAUAAUAAUUUGUAUGAUAAAAAUUCAUGUUUAAAUAAAGAUAUAAUAAAAAUAGAAUUAUUAUUAAGAAAAAGUUUUGAUAAUUUAGAUAAUUUAAACUGUAUGUGGUCAAAUAGUGGAAAACAUGUUAUAUUGUUAGUUCAUACGAAUGAUACAACUAAUAAAUCUUAUGGAUAUCUAAGUAAUUGUUAUUAUUGCUCUUUAAUAUCAAAAAAUUUGACUAUAAAAAGAAUAAAUGAAAAUAUUGCACAAGAUGUGAAAUGGAGUAAAAUAAAAGACGAAUUUUUAAUAAUAGAGGGUAAAUCAGAUAAUACUAUUUAUUUGUACGAUCAUGAAUUAAAUGUUAAAUGUAAAUUUCUUUCUCAAUAUAAAAAUACAAUUAAAUGGUGUCCCUUUGGUAAUAUGAUUGCAUUAGGAGGUUUUGGAAAUUUAGCAGGAGAUAUUAAUUUUUAUUAUAAAGAAAAAGAUAAUUCAGUUAUUUUAAUAAAAGAAUAUAGAGAGGCUUGCACUGUUUUGUGUGAUUGGUCAAAUGAUGGUCUGUUAUUUAUGACUGCAUCUACCUAUCCAAGAAUGAAAGUUGAAAAUGCUUUUAAAAUAUAUACAUAUGAAGGUAAUUUAGUAAAUAGUUUUAAUUUUAAUGAAUUAUAUGAUGUAAAAUGGAAGAAUAGUUUACCUGGAUUCUUUAAAGAACCUGUUAAACCAAAAGCUAACCUAAAGGAUAAUAAAAAAAGUGUUUAUAAAAUCAAAAAUAUUAAUAUAGAUAGUAAUAAUAAUAAUAAUAAUAAUGAUAUAUAUGAUGAAAAAAAUUUUAAAAAAAAUAGAAAUGAAAAUGAAAAAGAAAAAAUCAAAAUAAAAAAAAUCAUUACAUCAAGUACAACUACUACUACUGCUACUAAUACUACUAAUACUGCUGCUACAAAUACUUCUACUAUUUCUGCAUCUACAUCUACAACUAUCAAUGCUAAUAGAAAAAAAAAAUUAGAAAAAUGCAAAAAUGCAUAUGAUUGGGAUAUUGAUUGGAGAAAUAAAAAUAAUAAUAAGCAUGUAGAAUAUAUAAAUGAAAAACAAAAUGAUGUAAAAAAUGACAAAAAUACUACUGACUAUUUUGUUGAAAAACUAAAUAGUGAUAAAAAUAAUAAUAAAAAUUUAGAUUACCUAGUUGAUAAACUAUGUAAAGAUGAUUUUAAAAUAGAAGAAAAUAUUUAUACGAAAUUAUAUAAUUAUGAAGAAUUAGAUAAUAAGGAUAAUAAACAGCAAAAUUCUUAUCAAGAUAAUAAUGAUAAUAUAGAAGAAAAGAAAAAGCAAAAAAAAAAAAAAAAAGAAAAAGAUAAAGAUUAUAUGAAACAAAAUUAUCAAUUAAAACAAUUGAUAAAUAAUUUUAAUAGUUAUGAUAUUAAUGAAAAUUUUCUUCUUAAUAAUAAUUUAGAUAAGGAUAAACUAAUUUAUUAUAAUUAUUUAAAAAAUAAAGAUAUAAAUGGAGUUGAAGAUAUUGAAAAAUUGAGUAGUUUUUAUAUAAAAGAUAUAAAUAAAAACAAUUCUUAUAAGAAAGAAGAAGAAGAAGAAGAAGAGGAAGAAAAAAAAAAAGUAGAAUGUUCUAAAGAUGAAGAAAAAAAUCAAGAGAAAAAAAUUAAAAUAAAAGAAAAAGAAAAAGAAAAUAAAAAUUUAGGAAAUAAUUUCACUGAGCAAGAAAAAGAACAAGACAAAAAAAAAAAAAAAGAAAACAAAAAUAAAAAGUCGAAAAAAAAAAAAAAUGAUGAUGAUAGUAACAAUAAUAAUAAUAUUAAUAAUAUCAAUAAUAAUGUCAAUAAUAACAUUAAUAAUGAUAAUAUUAACAGUAAUGAUGUAAAUAAUAAUAAUAAUAAUAAUAAUAAUAAUAAUGAUAAUAGUAAUAAUAAUAAUAUUAAUAAUAGUAUUAAUAAUAAUAAUAAUGAUAAUGAUAAUAAUAAUAAUGAUAAUAAUAAUAGUAUUAGUAAUAAUAAUGAUAGUAAUAAUAGUAUUAGUAAUAAUAAUGUCAAUAAUAAUGUUAAUAAUAAUGUUAAUAAUAAUGUUAAUAAUAAUGUUAAUAAUAAUGAUGAUAAUAAUUUAGAAAAAACAAAAAAUAAAGAAGAGGAAAAUAUAAAUAAUUCAAAUGAAUUUUCUAAUUUAUUUUUAAAAAUAAUGAAAUUUAAAAAUGAUUUAAAUUCUAAACAAGAAAUAAAAAAGACUUUACUGUGUAAUAAUAAUUCAAAAGAAAAUAAAUGUUAUUUUAAAAAUGAUGAUAAAGAUAUUAUAAAUAAUGAAAGUUGUAAAUAUACAUCUAAUAAUAAUGAUAAUUCAAAUUUUAAAAUAGAUAUGAAUUUAAAUAAAAUGGAUAAUAACAGUAUUAAUUUAGCAAAUGUCGAUAGUUAUACUUUAAAUUUUAAUAAUGCACAUAAUUUUACUAGAAAUAGUAACCCUGAUUAUAUAAAUCAUAAAGUUGUAGAUACAAAAAAUAGUAACAAAAAUAGUAAUUUGAAUGAUAACGAAAUUAAUAAUGAAGAAUUUUUAAAACAUUUAUCAAUUCUUAAAAAUGAAAAAAAUAAUAUAAAUAAUAAAAAUAUAACAAAUCAUUUAAGUAAUAAUAGUUUACUAAAUCAUAUAAUUAAUAAUAAGAAACAUAUCUCAAAUAAUAAUUAUAUAAGAGAUGCAUUAGAUAAUGUUCAAAAACAAUCAAUACAAAAUGAUAAUAUUGAAAUAAAUAAUGAUUUUAAUAUUUAUAAUCCUUCAAAAAACAAUAUUUAUAGCAAUUUAUAUCAACAAAACACAAAUGACAUAAAAAGUGUGAAUUCAAGAUCUUUACUUUAUUCAGAUAAUAAUUUAAAAAAUAAAGAAUUAGAUAAUGAACAUAUAAGAAAUGGAAUAAAUUACGAAAAAAAUAUAAUAGAUAAUGCUAAUAAAAACGAUAAUUUAAAAAAUUUAAUGGGUUAUCAAACUAAUGAGGAUUUAUUAAAUUUAUUUAAGAAAGUUUUACCACAUGCAAAAGUAAAUAUAGUACCAAAAAAUCAAAAUUCAUCAAUGUGUGAUCAUAAUAAUUUACAAAAUAUAAAUAGAAAUAUAUCAAGAAAUAUGGAUAUUUAUAAUGAAUAUGCACAACAAAUGAAUUUUAAAAGGGAAAUGAUAGAUUCUAACUUUGAAAAAAAAAAAGAUAAUAUUAACACUUCUAUAAACGAAGUGAAAACAGAAAUAAAUGAUAUAAGUGAAUAUAACAAGGAACAUUUUAUAAAGGAAUUACUACUAAAACAAAGUAGAUUAAACCAAAAUAAUGUAUGUCUAAAUAAUAAAGAAGAAAAAAUAUUAAAUAAAGAAGAUAUUCCUUUAAAUUUAAAAAUUCAGUUAGAUAAUUUAGAUUUUUGUGAAUUAUUAAAAUGUUAUCAUUCUUUAAACAUACAACAAAUACAAAUCAAAUUAUACUGGAUACAUUACAAAAUUCAAAUAUAUGAACAAAAUAAUAUUCCUGCUAAUAUUUUGGAGAAUUAUAAUAGAGAAAAAAAAAUUAUAAAUAAACUAAAAGAAAUAAAGUUAAUAUUAGAUUAUGCAAAUGAUUUAUUAAAAGAAAAAUUUACAAACAAUAAAGCUAAAUAUCAAUCUUUAUUACAACAGUUUAUAGUAAUAUUAAAACAUCAUGAUAACUUAUAUCAACAAAAAAAAGAAAAAAUAAUUAGCGAAAAUUAUGACAAACAAGAAAUUGUACAUUUUAUAUAUAGUAUUGAAAAACAUAUAGACAAGAAUGAAAUACAUACAGAAUCUAAUACAAAUAAUGUAAAUGAUUUUACUUCAUCAGAUAAUAAAUUAAUCACUAACAGUAAUAAUAAUAAUAAAACUGGUAAUUCUCCAAUUAAAAAUAUUAACAGUUUAGAACUUCAAAAAAAAGUAAUAUUACAAAAAAUGAAUGAACAAUUUAUGAAUAGUAAUAUAAGUGAAGAACAAAAAAUUAUGUUUUUAAACAAAAUGAAUAUAAGUGAUGCACAAAAAAAAUAUCUAUUAAGUAAAAUAAAUAUAGAUGAAGAACAAAACACUAAUUUUUUAAAUCAUACAAAUGAUAAUGAUCAAGAGAAGCCAAAUUAUAAUAACAAUAAUAAUAAUAAUAAUAAUAAUAAUAAUAAUAAUGUAAAUUCAAACUAUUUUGACAUGAAUGACAAUGGUAAUUCUUCUCCUCUUUUAAACAUAAUAAAUAAAUCUUAUGAUAAUAAAGUUAAUAGAGAAACUGAUGAACUAGAUAGAGAUAAUCAGAAAAAUUUGACUCCAAAAUAUCUUAUACUUGAUAUGCUGAAAAAUAAAAAAAAAAAAGAAUCAGAAAAUAAUGAUCAAUUAAAUGAAGAUUAUAUAGAUAUGAAGAAUUUAUCAAGGAAGAUAAAUAACUCUCUACAAUCAAACAAUUAUAACCUACAAGAUGAAUUAGCACAAAAAAUAAAAAAUAUUAUGAAUUUAUAUCAAAAAGAUCAACCACAAUCAAAUCAAAUUGAUCAAAUAAACUAUCCGUACCAAACUAAUCAAUUAGAACAAGUAACAUAUCCUAAUAUAAAUCAACAAUCAGAACAAAGAAAUCAUUCUGAUCAAAUAACCAAUCAACCGAACCCAAUAAAUCAUUCUGACCAUUUAAAACAACAAGAGCAAUUAAGUAAGCAAUAUCAAUUUUCACAAGGGAAAGAUUUUAUGAAUUUCGGAAAUUUUAAUUCAAUGAAUAAAAACAUUAAUAUAGAUUCCAACAAUUUAAAUCAAAAUAGUUACUUUUCUCAGUCAAGAAAUGAUAAUAAAAAUAUAAAUGCAUAUUUACGAAUACUAAAUAAUGAAAAUUUAUUAGUUAAACAAAAAAAUAGGAAUGAUAAUCCGAAUUCUAAAACUUUGAAUUUAAGAAACGUAAUGGAUGAACAAAAAGUUAUAGAUAAUAAUGAAAUGCAUCAUUACUUAUUAAAUGAUCAGAAUAAAAAUUCUAAAUUUUAUUUUAUGAAUCAAAACAACGAAAAUUCAAUAAAUCAUCAUCAAUCUCAACCAAUUCUCAAUAAAAUACCAAAUAAAUACAAAAUAAGCAUUUGUAAUAAAGCUUUUAAUAAUACAUCUGAUAAAAAAGGAAUAACAAAUAAUAUUUUAGAUAUAGAAGAAACUAAAAGACCAGAUGCUUUAAGAGAUAAAUGUUGGCAGUAUGUUGACCCAAAAGGAGUCGUACAAGGUCCUUUUUUUUUAGAUGAAAUGAGAGUAUGGAGUGAAAUGGGAUACUUUGAACCUAUGCUUCCUGUAAGAUGUUGUGAUUCUGAUCGUUUUGUUGCAUUAAAUAAGCUAUUUCCACCACCGCAUAAACCUUUUACUAUUGUACCAAAACCUCAACCAAUUUUACAAUGGGAAGAAGAAAUAUUAUAA
This is a messenger RNA of Plasmodium gallinaceum, 6222 nucleotides long. RefSeq names its product eukaryotic translation initiation factor subunit eIF2A, putative. The record is from RefSeq and is a predicted model, not a curated record. Gene Ontology annotation, cellular component: cytosolic small ribosomal subunit. Gene Ontology annotation, biological process: translational initiation. NCBI's taxonomy places the organism in Eukaryota, Apicomplexa, Aconoidasida, Haemosporida, Plasmodiidae. The transcript has 2 exons. Bases 1 to 6222 code for a protein of 2073 amino acids. Gene Ontology annotation, molecular function: tRNA binding; ribosome binding; protein binding.